AGAGGGACAGCCAUGUGCCGAGCGCCGGCAGUCCAGUUGUCCACUGUCCCUCGCGCGCGGAGUGUCGCGGCCUGAGGUGGCCAACUGGCCAUGCAGCCUCGGACUCGUGCGCCGUUGUCGCGUGUGCAGGAAGCCAGUCCCGGCACGCAGCUGUAGGCACACUCGCGGUCCUGGUGCCCACCACACCGGAGCUGUCAUCGAUCAUCGAUCAUCGACGUCAUCCACUUAACAAACAAAUAAUUCAUAAAAAAAAGUUUUACAACGUGUUUGCUGUUUCACGUGUUCUACAUUUUUUUUUUUUUUUACGUUUGGGUCAUUGUUGAGUUCGUCGGUGCGAAACCCCACGUGAAAACGCCACGAAUCAUUUCACGCGGAAUUUCUUCCUGGACUUAAAAACUCGGCAGGAAAAAAAAAAGGAAGUGACACUUCGCUUGUCAUUCUUCGAGUAGUGAUGCAGAUUGACUUUAUGCAACAAGGUCUGGAGCGCAUCGCCGAGGAGUUGAUGGGCAGGAGGAAAUGGCGGCAGUACCGAGGCACGGCUCUGGACCGGCCGCGCGGCGCGGAGGGGGACUGGGAGCCCCCGGGCAAGUGCGACCUGUGCGACGGCGUGGCCCGGCCUGAGGCCGCCGUGAUACAGCUGUCAGACACGGACAGCAACAGCAACAGCAGCAACAGCAACAGCAACAGCAGCAACAGCCAGAGCAGCUUCGGCGAGGUCCCCCCGGCUGCACCGCCCCCGAACCCCGUCGCGGACGCCAUGACGACGCUGGAGCCCGCGGCGGGCGAGGCGGUCCGCCCUGGACCGCCCCCCGCGCGGGCCUUCUACCCGCCCCCCGUGUUCGCCCCGUGGUACCUCCCGCCCGUCGCGGCCGGCCUCCCGAGGACACCCGGGCCGGACAUGCCCCUGGACCUGAGCGCCAAGGCCGCGGCAGACAGUCCCGCCCAGCAGUCCCUCCGGGUUCCCAGCGUCGACCACAAGCACAUCUUCAAAGCCAAACCACGCCUAAGUGCCCUGUCUGGCCGCAGGACGUACACGGAGGAUGAACUGCAGGCGGCGCUGCGGGACAUCCAGAGCGGUAAGUUGGGCACGCGGCGCGCCGCGGUCAUCUACGGUAUCCCCCGCUCCACGCUGCGUAACAAGGUGUACAAGUUGGCGAUGGAGCGCGAGCGCGAGGUGCACUUGCUGCCCGCGCCGGCGGGGGCGGUGCUCAGGGCGGACGACGAGGAGAAGGAACUGUCGGGCGCCGAGGAGGAGCAGGAGGUGGAGAAGGUGCUGAGGAAGCCCUUGCUGUCCGCCGAGGACCUGGUGCGCCUGCUCAUGCUGGAGAGCUCGCCCGACGCGGACGGGAGCGUCUCCCCGCCUCGCGGCACGGAGCAGGGCGCCCUGGGACCCUACCUGUCGCAGCUGCUGGCGGCAACCAGCCUCCCCAGCCCCCUCGUGCCCGAGAUGGUGCGGCGCAUGAUGGCCGAGGAGAAGCUGCUGGCGAGCGGGCAGGCCAGGAGGCGGGCGAGCGGCGGCUCGAACGGCGUCCUCCACCAGCCCGGCGCAGAAGGAGUCGCUCCUCCCGAGGUGGACCAGGCCAUGGACGUGGACGCCACCCCACCCAAUGUGAUACUGAAAAUUCCGUCCUUCAAGCCGGCUUCGAAAAAUGGGGUGUCUUCCAGCGGCAGCGGUAGCGGUAGCGCGGAGCCCCCGUUUUCGGAACAGUUCCCUUCGAACGGCGACCGCAGCCCGGGGAUCAUGCAGGACUCUAGUCAAGCCAUGAGCAGUAGCAACUCGUGUUCGCCGCCUAUCGCCAACCUCGUGGGCAAGGGGAUAGGGGUGAGUCUGAGGGAAGUCAUCGCCAAAAGCAUCAGCCAGAAAUUCCAGCACGGGGGCGAAGCCAUUUCGCCGUUGCCCCAUCAGCAGCAGAAGUUCUUAGGCUCGAAUGGGUUCGAACAGUCUCCUCUGGGUCGCGGCGAGUUCGUGUCCCCGCUGAUGUCGGCUUGCUCGACGGUCCCUGGCUCGGCGAUGAGGAGCCACUACAGCAACAACAACAGCAGCGCCCACGAGGACCGCAAUGCCCAGAGGUUGUCGUCACACAAACUGGCGCCGGCGGGGGGCGGGGCCUCCCAGGGCGGGGGCCCCCAGAGCGGGGGCGGGAAGGGCACUCGGCCCAAGAGAGGCAAGUACAGGAACUACGACCGAGACAGCCUGGUGGAGGCGGUGCGCGCGGUGCAGAGGGGCGAGAUGAGCGUGCACCGCGCCGGCUCGUACUACGGCGUGCCGCACUCCACGCUCGAGUACAAGGUCAAGGAGCGACACCUCAUGAGGCCGCGCAAGCGGGAACCCAAGGUGCAGGCGGACGAAUCCAAGGGCAAGGACGACCGCCUGAGGAUCGCCUCGCCGGACAAGAGCAAGCUGCCGUCCAAGCCCCUGAAGCCCGCCUUCCCGGCAGCUUCCCCGCUCGGCAGCGCCCAGAACGGCCUGGUGAAGAUGCCGCCGCUGUUCGACCCCAACUUGCCCCUGGGAUACCCGACCACUCCCCCUUUCCCGUUCUGGCCAUCCAACCCCUUUCAUCCGCUACCGAUGCCGGAGUACCCCCACGGAGUGUUCCGCUCGACGCAGGAACAGUUCUUCGCGACGCAGAUGAUGCAGCGGCUGCAGGAGGACUCCCCCCUCGCCCCCGGCCACUCCACGCCGACGGGUGCUCUGGGCAAGCACGCUCGCGAGAUAGCGGAGAGCCUGUACGACGGCAGCGGGGCGAACGGGAGCCUGCUGGACGGCAUAAUCCGGUCCACCCUGGAGAUGGGACUCCCCGUGCGGCUGUCGGGAAGCGGCGAGUCGGGCUCCACUCCGGAGCACAUGUCCAACAAGGCCCUCCUGGACCAGCUGUGUCGCAACAGCCGCCUCCCUCCCCUGUCGCGCCCUCCCGUCGACGGCGGCAGCUCCGACGACGACUCCGCGAGGAGGGUCGGCGAAAGGCAGAGCCGGAACACCGAGUCCGGGGCCGUCGCGGACGUCUGUCCGCCGGCGGCACGCGGCCAGAUCCCCGAAGACGAAGAUUCAAACUGUCCGGGAGCUUCUUCGCCCACGGACGACUCCAAAAACUCUCCAACCGUCAGUGUGGAGAACCUUAAGCCGUCGUCCUCUAGUGCGGGUGGCGCGAGUAGCGAAGACUGCGGAACGGCAGAUGAUGAAAGUGCCUGUGAUAGUAAGCUGAGUGUGCCGGGAGUUGAUGGUAAUGAUUCUGCCAAAGAAGAGCCAGAAAUGGAAACGGAAGAGGAAACCAAAUCAAAGAUGAUCAACUCGUCAACAGACUGAUAAUACUUUAUAGUAUUAAGCUGUAGGUAAUGAAGUGAAGUGAGAAUUUUAUUUUACUUUUUUAUUCUCAAGGUGUAUGUUUUUGAUCGCCUUGCGGUACUGAUUUUUUAAGUGUUGAGUGUUGUCAGUGAAUGUCCUUUGACAGCAGAAACAUUUGUUUUCAACUGGCGAAGAAAACUCUUUUUUCUUUUCUUUUUUUUAAUUUAGUUUAAUAUUCGAUAUUCUGCUUGAUUUGAAAUUUUACAUUUUUUUUUAUACUUCUGAAUGGUUUUAACGUAUAUUGAAAAUUCUCAAAUCUUGAUCUUUUCAAGAUUGACAAUCGUCAUGUUGCCAAAGCUACGAGAAAAAAUGUAUUAUAUUAUCAAAACCAUUUUGUCUCAUGUUAUAGUAAGGCUGUUUAAAAAAUUGUUGGAGAAAAUUAACCUGUAUACAUUCAUAAAAAAUGUUUAGAAAACUAUUUUUUUUAUCAGAGUUAAAAAAAUAUGUUCUGUGGUAGUUUCCCAAGAUAGUCAUCAAAGCAGUGUCAUUAUCAAAAUUGUGUCUGUUUCUAUGGUAUGUAAUUUUUAAAAUUAUAAAGAUUUUUAUAGUGUGUGUGUUCCAAUGUUCGUUGGCUAGUUGUGAUUUUUAACUUCAUUUUCCAAGUUGUAAAUUUUUCACAUUUUCACAAAUUUGUAUGUUGUGUGUGUACUUAAGAGUGCUUCACCAUAAUCACUAAACAGGUGAUAUUUUGAAAGUCAUUCAAAAAGAAACAGUUACAAAUGCCUUGUUACAUUAAUUAUUAAAUCACUCAUGAAUUAUUAAGUAUUUUAUGGGAGAAAAAAAUUGCAUUUGAAAAUGUGUGUAUAAAAUGGAAUACUAUAAAUUGUAUUAUACUCAAGGAAAUGCAAGUUUUAAUUCACAUCUAUAUUAUUGCUUUUAAUGAAUGUGUGAAGAUUUUGAAAUUGUAAUAAGUAGAACCAUAAUGUAAAUUUAUAUAAAGCUGUGUCUUUUUAAAUAUUUAAAUAUUCAAAUACAUGAUAAUUGUGGCUUGUGGUACUUUCUUUUAAACUAAAAACUGCAUUUCUCACAAAGUUUUUUUUUUUUAAAAUUAGGAAAAGUAUCAUUAUAAAAGCUUUUGUUUACAAGCAUUAUCUUCAACAUAAAAAUUUUAAUGAACAGCUAACAAAGACACAUAAUGCAGUUUAGGUUGUCAAUGACAGUUUAUUAAAAUUUUUAUUGGCAUUACCAGAAACAUUAAGUCACUUUUAUUAUGUAUUUUAAUAAAUAUUUGAAGAUGAAUAUUUGGAGAUAUAUGUCAGACUGCUUUGAUGUGGGGAGUAAAAUAGUUUUUAAAAAUCUUGGGAUUCUCCAAGAAUUGUACUGUCUGUGAUGAAGCCAAAUUUUGAAUGUAUAUUUUCUCUAUUCAUAUCUUAUAUAUAUAUACUAGACUAGUUUAUAUAUUGAUGAAAAAAAAUUAAUUUUUUGUUUCAUAAAAAAGUGCAAUUAGAAAUGGUACGACCUUAUAUAUAUUCAUACCAUAAAUAUAUAAAUAUAAUAUAUUUACAAAUUUAAGUAUGUUCUGCAAGUUAUGUAAGAAUAAUUGUGAAAGUCACAUCCGCAUCAGCAAAGGUAUUGUUUUCACCUGCAGUAACCCAACGGAUUCUUUUUUGUUUUCGACGUACAGCCAGAUAGUGUCUACAGCUUUCUUCCCAGUGAACAGACCGAUCCACUAGUGGAUCUCCCGAGCAGACAGUUAUUGCUUCCGCAGGCACAACUUUUCAUCUGGAAUCCUUACCGAGCACCAAAACAAAUUCCAUUUGUCCCCUGGUUUUCAAUUCAUUGAGCAUGGUUCUUUGCUUUUAACUUACGAUUUGCCGUUUUGGUUAGGUUGGAAAACUGUGAUAUAUGUUUUACUCGCAUGUAAAGAUUUUAUCCUUUUUUUAUUUGUUGGAAGUAUCAACAUUUUGUUUGUACUGAAAAAAAAAUAUUUUUUAUGAAAUUAUAAUUUAUUUGUUUACAUUGAAUUGUCGGCAAUAAAAAAAUAUAUAUUUAUUUUGUGAUCUUUGUGGUGCUUAAUUUUGUAACUCUUGUUUGUGUUUUGUAAUUAUGUCUAUUUUUAUGUUUUAAUUUUUUUUUGUGUGUGUUCAAAACCAAAAAAAAAAAGAAGUAAAUUUGUGCAAUUGUUAGUAAGGCAUAGCUAUCGUUACUGCUGGAAAGUUAUGUUCAAGAGGAUAAUGGUUUUUUUGUUACGUCCUGCAUGUUUUCGCUCACUACGAGUUGAAGCAGAUAUAGACCACAAGCAAGAUCAGUCUUCAGUUUAGAACCAAACAUAAAAAAAAAAAAAGUACAUUUUCACCCCCUGCAAUUCAACACACGUGUCUGCGUUCGCGCAUCGCUCAUUCUGUCGUACACAAACACGACAUACUCAUCGUGCCAGAGUAGUUUCUUUCUCAAGUUGCACCACGAAACUUUUACCGACGGGGAGAGAUAAAAAAAAAAGAGAUCUCAAGGCAGUUGGUUGAUUUUCGUUCCGACAAGACCGCUUGCCGGCCAAUCAGUGCAUUGCAAGUUGUAUUGUUUGUAGAUAUAGUGGUUGAUCGUCUGGAAGCUGAGCUUCCGUAUAGCUUUACUACAUAUAAUGAUUCCAGAGAGCAUUUUAAAAAUGUUCUUCUAUCAGUGUUUGCUUUCCGAACAAUUGUAAUUAUUUCAAGACUUCUUCAAACGGACACACCGUGUAGUGCAAUGUCAAGGGAAAAGUGUUUUUUUUUUUUUUUAAAUUGCUAUGUACAUUGAAAUUUUAUAGAUGAUUAAGUUUAGGUUUUACAGAUUUAGUUGAAUGUGAUUUUUUUGUAAGUUAUAUUAUUAUUAUUAUUAUUUUAUAAUUUGUUGGUAAGUGAUUUUCUUUUAAAAUUUUUAGUGGUACUGCUGCUUUGAUAUCUAAAUCACAUAUCUUCUGUCAAAUAUCUUCUGGAUCAGCAUGUUUGGAAACAAACUGAAUUUAUAAUUAGUAUGUUCAACUCUGCUCUUAACUAGCUGCUGAAAAUGCAGACUUCAGUCAUAGCUCAAGGUAUUGUUUUCUGUUACGUAACUGUACUGUUUGCGUAUCUUCAUCGGACCACAGUAGCUAGAAUGAUACGAGGGCUGUGAUUAUAUUAUUAGUGUUGUAUCCAACUUUAAAAAAAAAAACUUAUCAUUCCAGAAGGAAAUUAAAUUUUUAAAAUAUUAUAUAAUCUUUUUGCUAAAAUAACUUUUGAUAUUAUUUAGUUUUGAAAGUUGUUGAAAUUUUUCUUUGUACAAAAUAUGGCAAUGUGUUGUGGUGGAUACUUUUUUUAUUUUCACCUGUCAGGGCAUGGUUGAUGGAUGAUUUAUCCCCAGUAAGAAACUUUGUACCUGAACUAUAAUUUAAUUAGUUUUUUGUCACCAUGUCCUAUUAUGACUUGAUAAAAAUUGCAUUUGUUACUUUUGUAUAAAUGGCAUUUUAAAUUACCUUCAACAUUUACAAAAAAAAAAGUAUUUCCUAAUUGUUUGUUCCGUUUUUAAUUGACGUAUUUGCUGUAUUGAAUUUGUAAUAUUCAUUUUGUCGUGAAUUUUUUAUUUAUUUUUUAUUUUAUUUUUUACAAUUGUAAGUUUUAAACUUUAAUAGUCUUUUAAAGAAAGUAUUUACUUCUACAGAAGUAAUUUUUAAGUAAUACAUUUUGAAUAUUCUGUCAAGUUUCUUAAAAUAAAAUAUAAAAAAAAACAGUUUUGUUUUCUUUGCAAAAAAUUUCAAUUAAAAUGUAAACUGCAGUGGCCAUUUUACCACAUUUGUAAUUUUUCUGUUCUUAAAUUUUAAAAAAUUGCCUACAUUUUGUACAGAGAGCUUUCUUCUUAAUCCUGUAAUUGUUUUAUGUGGUGAAAGAAAUGUUUCAGCCUUCACUCAGUUGACGGUUGUAUUUUAUUUGUAGCACACGUUCAAAGAAACUGUAUCUUAAUCAAACAGUCUGUGUUCAACGCCACAUGUAUACUAUAUAUGCAUAUAUGUAUGUAUAUAUAUAUGGACCCUGUACAUUAUUCACAUUAUUCCAUUUCAUUGCAGUCUUUUCUGUUUGUUUUGUUAACGAAUGAAUUUAAUGUAUUCACUUUGUAUUUGCCUGUGUACAAAUCACUCAACAAUAGGUGUAAUACCGAUAGUUUAACAGUUGUUCAUUUUUAUAGUGUUAUGUGUUACAAAGUUACUGUUGUGGAGUUCUGUUCGUUACUGUAGCUGGCCAAUCGUGGCCCGAGACCGCUCAUACUAUUCCGUGUGACGCAACUGCGCACUUUGCGUUUGCGCGCGGGUGUCAAGUUGCCAAUUAGGAAGAGAACAAUCGCGCAAUGCGAGAAUUAGUUACAACUAGGAGCCGAGAUGGUUUGCAAUUCAAAAUUUGUGCAGUCACCCAAUUUCUAUUGAUUUUCCGAAUGGCUCUGCUAAGCUUAUCUGUGAGUGUAGAGUAUCGCCGAUAUGAGUACCAGCGAGAUGCAAGAACCACCAAGGAAAUAACAUUUGAAAUUUUUUUUUUCCAGCUCAAAUGGACUCGUAAAUGCUGCCUUAGUGUGCUUCAAGGGAUGUUUAUGGCUUAGUGUUUAAUGCAUGAUGAAAGAAAAAAACAUAUCAGUUUAAUAAUGCAGCAUGUGUUUUCUCCUUGGAAAUAGUUUUUUUUUUUUGCAUGAUAUCGCAGUCAUGUGCUCUUGCUUGUUAGUUUGACUGCAUCCUGUAGACGUACGACCUUGAUGAUACUUAUAGAUGUUGGUCCGUGAGCUGUAAUGCCCUUUCAACUGUAAAUAUAGCAUUCCCACACUCAGGUCUCUCAAGCACGCCAUCACGUCUGUUUUCUUAAAGAUGGGCAUCGUAAGUUUUCAUUUCCACACCAAUCCUGUUGCUCACACUAGCAUUUACGUCAGUUGUACCGGACGAAACGGCUUCGCUGGUAACGCCUAUCCGUGUUGUUUCACGAAAACCUCCGUGGUGUUAUCUCUAAGGUAUCAUACAACCAUAAUACGUGAAUAUCAUUAAAGAGAGAAUUUCUCCGAGUUUCGAACGUAUAGUACAUACGAUAUUUCUUUCGUGCUCAUAUUGUGUGUUUCAGAUAUUACAGAAAUGGACACUGGUAUUUUUUAAAUAUUUUUUUUUGUUCCUUGCUUUUUAUCUUUCAAAUUUAACAAUUUAUCUAUAGCAAAAAAAAUCAUAAAGCUAUACUAACCUAUCAAUUACACAUUUUAAGUAGUAAUUUUUUAUAUAACUUGGUGUUUUUCAUGUGUCUUCCACACACCCCGCCUCCUUAUUUAUUCUUAAAACUCAAAAAAAAAAUUGUGAUGAAAUGUUUCAAGGACAUUGCAUACUGUGUGUGAUGUAUGUAAACAGAGACAGCUGGCAAGCUUGCAUGGGCAGUUAAUUACGAGAAGGGUAAAACUGUGUCGUGGAUCAGUUUGUCCGCAAGCACUAGUAAGGAAGGUAAUGCAAGGACACUUUCUUUGCCAGAGUCGAAUGUUGGCACGCACACCGAUGUUGACCGGUGGGGAUACCGCAGAUUUGUUCAGUCCCAGGGCCGCCGCGGUAGUCCCAGGUAUAUGCUUUGGCAAUCCAGCGGUCGGCUGGUACCUACCGAGACCCGAGACAAGUGAUUGCUCUGUCCGUGAUGCAACCAAAACUCCAUGUUGGUCGGUGCUGUGUCAGAUGUUGUCGUUUCCCGUGUUGGUCUAAACAGUAACCGUACAGUCAAAACACUGAAGAGAAUUGAAACAUAUUUAAAAUUGUUCCAUUUUUGGUGUUGAAUUAUAAUGAGAAAGGUAGCCAUUAGUGAAAUGAUGUUUACUUUAUUAAUUAACUUCUUUAUGGAAUCGUUAUUAAAUGCCAAUAAUAUUUUCUCUUAAGCACAUCUAUGUGAAUACCACAGUAAGCACCCAAAAAAGUAGUUCUAUGCUAGAAAAAAAAAUUAUUUUACAGUAGAACUGAAAUGGUUUGUAGUUUUUUUUUUGUAGUUGUAACGUUCUAAACUGCUCUGAAAUAUAGUAGUUUUGGUUAUUGUUGAUUGGAGUGGAUUUUAGGUCAUGUUAAACACUGCACAUUACAUUAAGUUUAUUAUUUGUUGAUCCUUAAACAUUUACGAUUUUUUUUGUGUCACAGGAGUCAGACACCACUGAGUGUAAAUGACACUUUUAGAGGCUUCAAAUAGAGAUGCGUAAAAUAUUAUUGGCCCAUUCAUGAGAGUUAUAUAAGCCUUGCAACUUAGAAGAGUACGCAUCCUUUCUAGGACAGAAGUAAGAAGCAAAGUUUUGUUUAGGAAUGUGAUGUCAUAAAUAGUGUUUUUUUUUAAAUUUUGGUAGUACUUUAUUUAUUCAGCCAGCGAUCACCAACCUUGGAGAUGAGGUUUUUCUCUGCCCUGGGCAAACUGCGGGGUUGGUUGCAUAGUUUCUUCCGGAAUUUCAGACGUAUGAUUUUCCUUGUUUUUGAUUGCCCAGCGGUAAAUCGGGAUGUAUUCCAUUCCAACAACAUUUUGUUGAAGUAACCACAUAGCUCUUACCUGUGUGAUAGUAGCCAGCAUUCAAAGACUACUGUAUAUUGCUCAAUUACCUCUGUCUCUGUAGUUAACACGGCAUUUAAGGGGAAGAAUGUACAGGUGUGUGUUCAGGACACAGUCUUAUCUUAUAAGGCUCUCUACCAUACGUUCCCAUUUUUUCUAAUUUAUUCUUUCAAAAUUUCAAAAUUAUUUAAUUUUUUGUUACUCUUACUAACAGAAAUUAUUUCCAAAUCUUAAAUGCUACUAAAACACAGAAUGAAGACCUUGAGUUGUCCUGAAAUGUGUUCCAAGAAUAGCUGCCAGUGUCCAUUUCUCAUCAAAAAACAAUAAAUACAAUAUAUUUUAUACAUAUUGAUAAUGAAACUGUCAUUGGAUCCAUUUUACUGUACAAGUGUGACAUCACUAGACCAUUCCAACAUACGAACAUUGCAAGGAUUAUGGCAAUACAGGAACUGAUGAUACAACAUGCAUGCAUGUAUGAUAAAAAUGUUGAAAAGACAAAUGUUUUUACUCUGUGAUGUUUUGCUUUGUUAUUUUUUAUGUACAUUAUUUUCUUUUGUAUACAACAUCAUGCAAUAUUGUCAAGUUGAAAUAAAUUUUGAUUAAUUUUUUUUUAUUAUUUCCUUUCUUAUGUUUUUCCUGAAGUCUGAUGUGUAAUAUUAUUAAAAGUAUAUUUUUUUUAUUAAGUUUCUUGCUGUACACAAUGAAAGAACGCAUCUGUGCGUUCAGGCAAUAUAUAGCUUACCAAAUUCAUGCUGAAAAUGUUAGAAACCUUGUGAUAAUUAUUGGCUUAAUAUGCAAUAAAAUGCUGCAAUAAAUUGAGAAAUUUGUACUUGUACUGGCAUGUUGUGUCAGCAGAAAAAGCACAUUACAUUUUCAGUAAAGCUUCCAACUAAAGUUUUUACAAUGUGUUAGCUUGUAAUAUAAUCAAAUUUUUCACCACUUGUACCCUUCAGUCGAAGAUGUUGCAACGGGUGUUCGCAUAAGUAUCGGUAGUAUUGGAAAGAGACAAGGAAAUAUAUUGAAGUUGCAACCAAAAGGAGAAUCAUUUUCUUAAUUGCUUAUUCUGCCUGGCAGAACCUUUAUUGGGUAAAUAAGGAUGUACACUUGCUCUGACUUGUGGGUCGCGGAAUCAAACCCUAAAUAAUGUCUAAAGUAAUAAAUCUGUACGGUGACUAAAAUGUCUGCAUCUGAAAUUCUAAGAGGUCAAACUAUAAUGAGUAUGAAAAUUGUUUGUUCAGUGCAAAGUAGGGAAUGAAGUAAUCAAGGUUUGUUCAGCUUGUGAAAGUGAUCAAAACACUCUCACUGUCUCGAGCAAAUGCCUGUAUGGUCAGGAAUGUACAGAAAACUCAUUCAAGUGACGAACAUAAUCUUUACACAAUCUUUUAACGUCUUUAUAAUUUUUUUCAUUUAUCGGAAAAAAGGCACUCAGGAGCUUUUAGAAAAUCUCUUUCUGCUAUUUUUAGACAGCGUGAUGGGGGUCAGUGGUUAAAACCCAAAUUGCCACGCACCGAACCAGCACUUGGAGUCUCGACAUUCGCAUCGCCCGAAGCCUCUGUGGGUAACCGGGCAACGUCACGUUGUACCAUGACGUGGACAGUUGCCGUGUCGUGUAACAGUCGCCGUUCUGUUCAGGAUUACGUCGGCUGUGAUUACGGGGAACAGCUGAGCUUGCAGUAAACUGAGGACUCGAGAUAAGAAGGAAGUCAUACAGUAAGAGUAAAAUACAAGCGUGGUUUAGAAUGACGUAACUAAUUCACGGGCUACGAAUGUCUGAUCGUUAAUCACUGCCUCUCGCUUCAGUAAGAUCGCAGCAAAAGUCAAAGUCAAAUCCCUAGUUGUGGAGACAGCUAGCGCUGUAUCUGGCUCAACUUCAAGGUCAAUGAUUUUGCUCUAUCGAAAUUUUCCCUGGGAUUCUAACUCUGGCUUUCGCGCUAACUUCGACAAAGUGGAAUAAAUAAGUCAACGUGCUGUAUUAAAUUGAAGUUAGUAAAAUGCUGAAGUUCUGUCUAAAUUUUGUGUCCGUUUAUUCUCGCUCCAUCCUUUUGUUUCAUUUAUUCAACUAGGUUAUACCAAAAACCAAGUUUACAAAAUAUAAUUUUGAGAUGAUUAUAAAUUUUUUUCAUACUUUCUGCACGCAGUAACGCACAAAGGUAAGUUUCGUUUACAGUUUGGACUAGCAUUUAGUGACAGAAAACACAUUCAUAUGCUUAGUCAUGAAAGUACAACAUAGCAUAUGUUAUGCUAAGCAAAAUGUAAUCACACUGCUGGAAAGAAAAUAUAUUGCAGUUUUUGCUUUAAAAACCUUGCAUUUAAAAAUAUAAUAUAUAUUUGCUUUCACUGCAGACAUAUUAUCAUUUGAUGAGACAAAACUUUUAAAACAUCUGUAAUUAAGUUUACAAGUUACCAAAAGCUCAUGAAUUUUGUUGUUGCUCACAUAAUUUUCACAGGAAAAUAAGAAAAACAUUAAUCGGGGAUAUUGUUAGAAUUUUUUUUAAUUGGUGCCUGUAAUAUUUUCUAAAAAAAAAAAUUGACGGAGUGUGUGUUUUUUUUUCCUUCAACUUUUUGAAAGUGUUACGAAAGAAAAAGCAAGAAUUAUGAAACCAUAAAUUACACUGUAUUCUCUGUUGUGUUGCGAGGAAAUACAACUGUACAGUAUUCAUCGUGACAAGCCAGCUAUAAAAGUAAUCAUGUAGGAGCGAAAAUCCUGCGCUUGUCAGCCGGACCCUGGUUCGCCCAGCGAGAGCGCACAGGUCAAUGACCUCGCCGUCAUCCCAGCCAAUGCGAGGCUCCCAUUCGCUCGGACGUGGAACUGAACCAAUCCUGAACCAGACCUCACAAUGUUCCGCUUUUUAUUUCUUUUAGUUCCCUUUGAAACGUGCAGUAUCGUGAUCGGAUAUCAAGCCAGAAAUAAGUGUAAUGCGUUUGAUUUUUAAGUACCCUGAAACAGGGUCACUCGGAUCAGAAUGGUGAAUAUAAUCUAAAGUGGCUUACAUUAUUUUUUUGAAACAUACUUUAUCAGAAAAUAAUUAUAUGUACUUCUAAUAGCCACCGUUUUAUUUUAAAUAUAUAUAUACUUACAUAUACUUUUUGUAUAUACAUAUUAUAUUUCAAAUAUAAUGUUACCCACUUUUGAUUAUAUUCAGCCCUCUGAUCCUAAUCACUUCGUUUUACGGUAUGUCAAAAACUCCCCGACCAAUUUUGCGCACACACGAACGUAAAAAAGUCUGUUAGCCAUGCCUGCCUACUUACAAAAUUUUAUGAAAAUACAGUUAACUGUUCAAAAGUUAUCGUCGGGCAGAUUCAACAUACAAACAUACAUACGAACAAAUGCUGUUCACUCUGGUAGCUACAGAGACCUAUUCGCUCAUUCAAAAAAUGAAAAAAGCAAUUUCAAUGUAAAUGAAAAUUGGUGAAAUUUUUUUUAACUGAUUAAAAAGGAAAUGGAGUCGGUUAUAUCAAAGUGUUUUAAUGUAAAAAAAAAACUUUAAAAGGGCACUUAUCAGAAACUGAUAUUAAGUGAAGCAUACAAUGACAAACAUUUAUUAACUAAACACACAGCAGUAAUACGCCUGUAAACAGCGAACUUCUAAUCAUUCCCUGAGUUAACACUCACAACUCUCUACUGAAAGAACUUUGCAGGCCGUUAUUUAUGCGUUGCGUCAGAGCAAACGAUUAUUAUGCGACGCCCAUGUUUAGACAUUUCAAAAAUUGGGUUAUUUAAAAUUUUGUUUUAGAAUGUUUAGAUUUUUUAAGAGGUUCAAUUUUGGUUGUUCAUAUAUUAUUACAAGAUAUAUUUACAUAACUACUUUGAACCUUAAGAGACAAAAAAUUGCCAAUCAAAAUUGAUAGUAUUACAGCUUUUAGAAAAAGUUACUUAGUGAGCAAAUCCAUUCUUAACUAAUAUGAUUUUAACAAAAAAAAUUAAUAAUGAACAAUCUUGUAAAAAUUAUAGGCCUCUAUAUAUUGAAAAACAUAUAACAUAUUGUAUAUUUUUGUCUCAUUAAUAGCUUGUCAAUAUUGCAUAAUGAUGUUGCAUUAUUAAAAUUUAAAGAUUGAUUAUGAAAAGUUAUUUUUCUCAGUGUGAAUAAAUUUUUGUGUGUGUAAUUUAUUCAAAGUGACAUAUUGACAAUGUGCAUUUUAAAUGUGAGCACUUGAAAAUAAUGUUAUGUCAUAUGUAAUUAUGUAACAUUUUUCAAUGUUCUAAUUUACUUUCCUAAAUUUUUGUGCAAUUUUAAUUAAGUUUUAUUUGAACCAAAUUAUAUAUAUUUUUUUAAUGUUUCCUGUUAUGUAAUGUUUUUGGUAAUGUAUUGUAACUUAUUUCACUUGCUCUGAAGGAUAUGUUAAGAUGUAUGACCUACUUGAUUUUCUUUGGAGAUAUGACUUUUUGCAUAAGCAAACUUGCUCCAUUUUCACCCUUUUUGCAGUCAAAAUUUAAAAAAAAAUGGAAUACCCAUAUAUAUAUAGUCUACCUGCACAAGCAGGGUUUGAAGAUCAUAUUUCUUCUGAAACAUGCCGGACACGUUUAGAACAUUCUAGAAACUUCUGGAACAUUCUGGAAAUUAUAAGGAAAGAACCCUAUGUGCUCUCGAAUAUAUAGAAAAAACGAUCAGUCGUAAUUUUGGCAUUUCCCAUGCAGCCAAAAUGUUUAGGAUGUCUUUAAUUCCAUGCAUCAAGCAUUUGUAGAGUUUCCAGAAUAUUCUUUAUAAGAACGACAGCUAUUAGCUGGGUGUCAGCCUGGUACAGGAAAGUGGUUCUGUGCUGUCACACUAGAGAAAACUUCCUGACGUAGUUAUUUAUUCCCGUAAGCAAAGCAUCAAACAAAUUGAUUUGCUCCUUGCACUAAACAUUUCAGUUAUAAAAAAAAGUUCCAGACAAACAAUUUCGGUAAUAUUUUAAAAUUAAGCAACAUCUUUAAAUGGGUUCGAUAUUGUGUUUGCUAAGUAAGGGAGAAAUGAAUGCUUAGUUCUGCGAUAUUAUCAUCAAUCCUUACAGUAACGUUUGGUUGUGUCAAAUAAUUUUCCCCAUAAGAGAUGUAGAUAAUAUUUUGAAGGUUAACAAUUACUCAAAAGAUUUGAUGCCAAGUUUUCUAAGGGAAUUACAAAUUUUUUUUUGUCCUUCAACCCUUAUUUUUUGCUAACAAAAAUAUUUUUACAAAAGUUUUUAUUAUUGCCCUUAGGAGAUAUAAUACCUUCAGACAGAUGCAAUAUUUUUAAUACUAAAUAUUAAUUAAAUAUAUAACACUAGGGCUUCCCAAUGUCCGAACCUAGAACUAUCUGAACUUGACCGAGAUUAUCAAGUCCAAUUCUCAACUUUUGAGUUGGCUAUGGUUUUGGGACAUAGGGACAGUUAUACAGAAAAGUAGGUAGAAAAUUUUGGAUAAGUCAAACUAUUGUAUUAACUAUAUAAGGGGCUUUUCCUUUGGAAUCUACCUAAAAUAUAUAAUAUGUUCACUGUAAAAUACUACAAUAUUAUUUUAGCAUCAAACCUGGAAAUAUAUUCUUGAAACCAAAUGAAAUUACUGUAUUAAAAUUCUGUAGGUCAUUACAUGAAAAAUAUUUUCAUUUAAUUUAUUUUAGGUAGUAUUUCAGAUUGUGUUUUUAAUAUGUGCAGUCUUGGAUCUAUUUUAUUAAUUGUAUUAUUGAUAAACGUGAGCUGGUUAAAUAAUAUUUGAGUUUUCUGUUCAAAUUAACUCAUUUUACCCUCUAAUAAUAAUAAUAAUAAUAAUAAGUAUAUAAUAAUAAUAUUUGUUUUGAAAUGAAAAACUCAUUGUGUACCAACUUCUUUAAAACUUGCUGUACAAGUCUCAUGUGGUCAGCUGUGUGUGCAUAAGACAUUGCCAAAAAAUUAAUUGAUGAACCCUUUAGCAUUUAAUUACCAAAAUAUUGCUGCAAUUUGGUUUUUCUAAUGUUUUAAUGUAUUUUUUAUAGCUAGGUGGCAUAGAAACAUUUAAAUGCCAUUGAUGUUUAGGACUACAUAUUUUAACUAGACAUUUGUUCAAAUUAUACCAAAAUACUCCUAAUGGUGAGGCCCAGUUCCAUACAAGAAUUAAAUAAGUAUACGUAAUGUAGAACAAGUUUUAGACUACUUUUUUAUAACUUUUUACCUUCACUAAAUUGUGCAAUUAAUUCAAUAAAUGAUAUAAAAAUAGUGCUACUCCAUUAGCAUGCGGCAAAAUAUGUCAAGAAUGAUUUAUUAAAAUUAAAAUACCCCUAUUGUGCUAAAUUAAUAAACAUGUUUGUCCACGACACAUUCGUUGAUAUUUAACACUAUAAAAAUUAAUAUCGUACAAUUUUUAUUUAUGUAGGAUGAUACAGUAGUUUAUACAACAACAUUGUUUGGAUCAAUUAUGUAUUUAUACCUAUUUAGCAUAAGAAAUGAAAAUUGGCAUGAAUUAUGUUGGGCAGAUAGGCUAACUCAUGUAAGUCUCCACUAUGGAGACCUACCAUAUUGAUAAUUUUUUGUUGAACCCACAAUUAUGUAUUUUAUAAUUUCUUAUCAGUUUCGUUACUAACUAUAAAACAAUUUUACGGAGUGUGACAUGUAAUUUUCGUUCAAAAUCCAUCUUUACUUGAACCAUUCAAGAAAGUAGCCAAGUGUCCCACAGACAAAUCAAUCGGGCUUUUUUUGAAGCUGUAUGUUUUCGUAAAAACUAUACAGCUGCAGCUUGUAAUACUGAUGUGUCACAUCACAAUUUUAUUUUUAAAUUUACCACACAUCUGGUCAGACAAACAUAGUAUCGAAGAGUAAAUGUGUUAACCAUAGUGUUGAUAGCACAAUACCCAAUUUUCUAGUGAUCAAAAUUUUAAUUGUAAUUGGCACCAAAUCAUUUUUUUAAAUAUUAGCUUUCUAUUGGGAAGACUGAAAUUGUGUGUUUGCAAGUCCUUUGGUUCAAUUGUAGUCCAAAAUUUUUAAACAGUUUGGCUCUUAGAUCCCAGGUUUUACAAUAAACCUAUUUUAAACAUUCAAAAAUACAUGUGUACUUAGGCCUAGACACUAAAUCUUUCCCAGCAAUUUAUUUCAGAAGUUUUUGGAUGUUAAUUAUUUAAAUCGUAGAAGGCCAAACCAUUACUAGUGAAUUAGCAGGUUAAUUAUGCAGUGGUUAAAUUUUCACUAACCUACUUACAGAGUGCAAAUAUUUAGUUAGUAAAAAUUGAAGCAUAACAGAUUUUCAUAUCAUAAAAAGAUUAUAAAAUGUGUGUUUAUACUAUUUUUAAUUAAAAUAAACAUAAAACCUGUUUUGAAAUAAAACAUGAAUUGCUAAAGUUUGGUUGGAAUACUAAGAAAAUUAAGACUGAAUUUUUAGCAGUAUUGCAGUUGAUAAAAAAUGUUUUGAAAAGAUAUGGUUGUUAGUGUGAUAUUUAAUAGUUUUAUGUUGUGUAAUUUUUGUAAUAUAAAAAAAUUGACUUGUCCGGACAAUUAUAUUUCUUAAAAAAGGAAAUUUUCAUAGUAAAGCAUACUUUUCAAUUGAAAUUUGUGUCUCUCAAAAAUUUUCUCACCGUGAAAAAUAUAUAGAAUUUUCAUGUAAAGUUGUUAGAUUUUUUUAUAAUCAAUGUUACAUGUACACGAUAUUUUUAAUACUUCACAGAAAUUAGUUAUCUGUAUGUAAAUGAUAGUUCUGUAGCAUUUGGUGGCCUUCAGAGCAACAUGCAUUGCCUAAGUGGAUCAAUGUGGUUGUAAGCGUCAUUUGAAGCUGGCUUCUUUAGACUAAAAUUACAACUUUGUUAAAAAAAAUAUUUAAUUCAAACCAUCUAGACAUGAUUAUCUUUUAUGUAUUUCUGAUUACUGGAAUGAUUAAUUUUUAGAGUGUUUUUUAAACAUGCUUUGUAGUACCGUAAAUGCUGCAUUUUUUUGUGUGUUGUUAUAUGUACACUUUGUACCAUAUCAUUGUUUCCAUCAUGCUCCUUGCAAUGUGGGACCAACAUAUUGACUUAUAACUCCAUUGUGCAUUUUUUCAAACUGUGUGAAUUGCCAUGUUUACAUUUUGCCAUUUAGUGAUGAGUGUAUUUGUACUGUUUUAAACUAAAAAAAUAAUACCUAAUUGUAGAAUACUAAUCAAUACCUUCACCAGUACAGUUGUUAAUAGAGAAAAACUGCUUUUAUCAAUAUGAUUGUUACAGUGUACAUUUCUUGCCUGACAAUAUAUAAAUGAAGUAAAUAUUAAAAUUUUCAAUGUCUGCCUUUUUAAAUGUUUUCUAUUUGUGAUAUUGUUUUUACUAAGAUCUGUCAUAAAUUUUUGCUUAGUGUUAUCAUCUAGUAGUUAUUUCUGAAAUACUUUGAAAAACGUUCAGAUGGUUAACUCUAUGUCAAAAAAACUAAAUUAAAAAACCAGAGAAUGAAAUUUUUUUAAAGAUAAGUGAUAAACCAUUAUUUGGUGUAAAAUAUUGUAUAUGCUUACAAAAAAAAUUAUAAAAAAAUUAAUCAUUUUCUGCCUUGUCGAAUCAUUGAAAAUGUCUGAGGUUUAUUAAAUGUAUUUUAAAACUGUCGAGUGUUGUUUUGAUGGAUUCAAAGCUGCCAUGUUUUGGUGUCUAAGUAUAGUGUGUUUGGAACAUAAUGUGGGAAGUGUUAUUUUCUGAAAAUAUAAAAAAAAUUGAUAAUAUUGUAUAUUUAUAUUGUGACUUUGGAGUAAAUCAGUAUUUAUUACUGUCAAAA
Molecule: messenger RNA, 18471 nt
Organism: Bacillus rossius redtenbacheri
Lineage: Eukaryota; Metazoa; Arthropoda; Insecta; Phasmatodea; Bacillidae
Gene: Eip93F
Product: mushroom body large-type Kenyon cell-specific protein 1
Exons: 4
Coding region: 452-3304 (950 amino acids)
Biological process (GO): regulation of transcription by RNA polymerase II
Cellular component (GO): nucleus
Molecular function (GO): DNA binding
Source: RefSeq, a predicted model, not a curated record